AUGGCUCUCGUCGGCAUGCUGAGCGAAGCUGAUAUCUCCAGCGCUCUCCAGAGCUGCAACGCACCUGAAACCUUCAACCCGAAGAUCUUCAUCGCCAAGUCAGGUCUCAAAAGGAAGACCAAAGAGGAACUGAAGAAGGUCUUCCAGAUCCUGGACCAGAAUAAGAGCGGCUUCCUCGAAGAAGUCGACCUCAAGAUGUUCCUGAAGAACUUCAACCACGGAGCCAGGACCUUAACGGACAUCGAGACCAAGUCCUUCAUGAAAACCGGAGACGCCGACCACGACGGCAAGAUGGGAAUGGACGAUUUCCAAGCUUUGGUCAGAGCCUAAAACGUAGCCGUGCCGCCCAGCAGCCGCUGCGAUAGCGUGUCAUUGUAACCGCUAGAUGUGUUAAUGGGACCCGCAUUAAAAAAGUUACACGCAAACAUA
Spea bombifrons (plains spadefoot toad) is the source of this 429-nucleotide messenger RNA. RefSeq names its product parvalbumin alpha-like. The record is from RefSeq and is a predicted model, not a curated record. NCBI's taxonomy places the organism in Eukaryota, Metazoa, Chordata, Amphibia, Anura, Pelobatidae. Gene Ontology annotation, cellular component: cytoplasm; nucleus. Gene Ontology annotation, molecular function: calcium ion binding. The transcript has a single exon. Bases 1 to 330 code for a protein of 109 amino acids.